Messenger RNA from Penicillium soppii, 894 nucleotides. RefSeq names its product 5'/3'-nucleotidase SurE. Lineage: Eukaryota; Fungi; Ascomycota; Eurotiomycetes; Eurotiales; Aspergillaceae. Gene Ontology annotation, molecular function: nucleotidase activity. The record is from RefSeq and is a predicted model, not a curated record. Bases 1 to 894 code for a protein of 297 amino acids. The transcript has 3 exons.
AUGCAUUUUCGGAAUCUUGCCCUGUGGCCAUUGGCCGCUCAAGCUGUCAACAUCAUCUCGUCAAAUGAUGAUGGCUGGGCCGAGGUGAACAUCCGCGCAUUGUUUGAGUCGCUGGGAGAUUCGGGGCAUUCGGUUGUAGUAUCUGCGCCUGCUGAGAAUCAAAGUGGUACAGGUUCUAUUCAAAAGACGCCCACUGCCUUGACCAAACCUUGUGAAUUCGAUAGUUGCCCAUCUGGCAGCCCAGCAGUGGGAUACAAUUCCUCGGAGCCCCGACUGGGAUACGUCAACAGCUACCCCGCCACUUCGAUGAAAUAUGGCAUAGAAUCGCGCGCUCCGCAAUUUUUUGAUGGCUCUCCCGAUCUAGCUGUGACAGGUCCUAAUGUCGGCUACAAUAUUGGUUUAGAAGCGUACUUUUCUGGAACAGUGGGUGCCGCUACCUACGCUGCUCACACUGCUGGGAUUCCUGCUAUCGCUUUCUCCGGCUCUACUGGGUCGCAGACUUCAUGGAACACCACGCGUCCUCUGUACAGUGAUGUCUAUGCCGACUUGGCCACUAACUUGACAAAUCAAGUGGUUGCUGCGGGCAAGCCAUACUUGCCCAACGAUAUUUGGCUGAACGUCAACUUCGGCAGUGUGUCUGAUUCCGAAUGCACCAAUUCGGAGGAUUUCUCCUUCGUGCUGUCCCGCAUCCACGUUGCCAUCCCCCUGAUCACUCCAGAUGAUGUGACCACGUGCGGCAGCUCGAGACUCCCAAGCGAAAUCGAGGUCUCACUAGCCUCUGGAUGUUAUGCGAGUGUCUCAGUUGGGCUUGCAAGCUCAAAGAGUGACGCCAAUGCCACAAUGCAGGGGGUUGUUUUGAACAAACUAGGCAAUUUCCUGACCUGCCUACCUUGA